Molecule: messenger RNA, 1830 nt
Organism: Blumeria graminis f. sp. triticale
Lineage: Eukaryota; Fungi; Ascomycota; Leotiomycetes; Helotiales; Erysiphaceae
Source: the annotation of a GenBank genome assembly
AUGUUACCAGUCCACUCUUUUUUUUUUUCCAUUAUUUUUUAUGCCGCAUCUAUCCAGGCUCGAUAUGUAUUCUAUUAUGAUCAAUACCACAAAAACCUACCCCCGACUACUAUGAAUACAGGAAUCGAUCAUGUGAUUAUGGCCUUCGCAAAUUCCUCUCUCUUUACCACGUCACCAGCUGGAGAAUAUGUCCCAUUUGAAGACAUACCCACUCUGCGCACCAAAUUUGAUGCCGAUAUCAAAGUUCUAAUUGCUGUUGGAGGUUGGGGUGACACUGCAGGCUUCAGCAUGGGAGCUGCAACAGAAGAGUCUCGCAAGCUGUACGCUACCAAUAUUGCUGCUAUGCUAGAAAAAUUCGGAUUUGAUGGAGUCGAUAUAGAUUGGGAAUACCCAGGCGGAAAUUCCUCUGACUACAAGCAAUCACCGAAUGAAGAUAAAGUUUCGGAGAUUGAAACGUAUCCCUUGUUGCUGGCUGAAAUUCGGGCAGCAAUAGGACCCAAAAAGCUUCUGACAAUAGCAACCCCGGGUAAGGUGGGGGACUUGAUGGCAUUCACACCCGAAACGGCUCCUUCUAUUUGGCGCUCAGUUGACUGGGUAAACUUGAUGAGCUACGAUCUGUUCAAUCGUCGCGACAAAAUUACUAAACACCACACAGAUGUUAAGGCGUCAUUGGAAAUUGUUGAUUAUUACUUAAACAAACUUUCCCUUGACCCACUAAAACUUAAUCUAGGUUUCCCCAUGUAUGCAAAGUGGGCUACGAUCGAUGCUAAUCAGACUUGUCAAAAUGGACUUGGCUGCGCGACAGCAGAAUUGGAAAGUCCGGACGGAUCAGAUACGGGUUUAAGCGGAGCCAUAACGUUUGAAUUGGAAAACUACGCUACACCCCCAACUAACAUGACCGAAUCAGUCGAUGGAGCCUGUGGCCCCACAGCGGGUACCUUCUGUGCAGCUGGUAAUUGCUGCUCAGCUUUCGGUUUCUGUGGUGAUUCAGCUGCUCAUUGUGAUGCCUGCCUUGGCCCUGUAUUUGGCUCGGGCUGCAAAACGGAGAGCUUGUCCGAAAAAUUCCAAACUGCCAUGAAAAAUGGUGUCACUGAUGAGCAAGCUGGCGGCGAGUACUAUUACGAUCAACAAAAUAACCUCUUCUGGACGUGGGAUACGCCUCAAAUUAUUUCCCGUAAGUUCAACGACAUCGUUAAACCACGCAACCUCGGCGGUGUUAUGGCAUGGAGUUUAGGCCAAGACUCCUUUGACUUUAGCCAUAUUCUUGCGCUACAAAAGGGCGUGGCUGAAAUGAAAACUUCGACUCCCAAUCCAUCCCUACCAACACCACCACAGCCAGACGUAUUCCAAGCUCCGCCACCAGAUCAAAUGACAGUCCCAGAAUUGGCCCCAAAAAUAGAUCCAACAUCAGAUCGAACUGAACUACCGCCUCUAGAUUCUCUGAAAACGCCUAGCCUACCGCCCUUGGACUCUCUCAAAACUCCUAACCUACCAUCUCUUGAUCAGGAAACACCUCAGGGACCAGCUCAAACAAUCGAUGAACCUAGACUUCCACCAAUAGAUUUAUUUCAAGCUCCAUCAAUGAAUCCAACAACAGCUCCAGAAACACUUCCACGACUAGCUUUUUCAGUACCUCAACUACCAUCAUUAUCAUUAUCACUGUCAGGAUCAGGAUCAUUUUCUCAAAGACCGGAGGAUAAUCCCUCACUUCAAUUUCAAGCUGAAUUUAAAUCUGCUAACCGUGGCCAAAAUCCUAGUGAAGGAUCGACUCAAAUAAGAAGAAAUCAAAAAAGAUAUGCUCCUACGAGACUUGCAAGAUUUGUUGUUUGA